AUGGUAUCGGCGUCGAUUAACAAAAGCCAGAAAUCUAUCGAGACUUAUGGAGAUCUAGUUAAAUACUUUGGGUCAUUUUUACAGACACACCACCGCCACUUCAAAGUUGAUUUGAAUGAGACACCACACAAAUCUGGAACAGCAAAAAUAUGGACAGAAUUUUUAUUUGUCUGCCAAAUUAAGGGGACACUUUUGUCCAAUUUACACUGUUUUCCAGUUUUCCAAUUUUCCAGAUUUAGGACAAUAUUUUUGAAUGAGCUAUACCAAAACCAAACCCCGCCGUGCCAUAGUGAACUAAAUGAACCACUUGACAAAUCCCGAGAGCAGAAAUUUGGGACAAAGUGUGAAUUUGCCCAUCAAAUUAAGUGUACACUUUUGACCAAUUUACUGUUAUCGGGCUAUCGGGCUAUCGGGCUAUCGGGCUAUCGUGAUUCAGGAUUAUAUUUUUGA
This is a messenger RNA of Phycomyces blakesleeanus NRRL 1555(-), 450 nucleotides long. RefSeq lists its product as hypothetical. Lineage: Eukaryota; Fungi; Mucoromycota; Mucoromycetes; Mucorales; Phycomycetaceae. The coding region runs from base 1 to 450 and encodes 149 amino acids. The record is from RefSeq and is a predicted model, not a curated record. The transcript has 2 exons.